Messenger RNA from Lathyrus sativus (Indian pea), 603 nucleotides. The record is from the annotation of a GenBank genome assembly. NCBI's taxonomy places the organism in Eukaryota, Viridiplantae, Streptophyta, Magnoliopsida, Fabales, Fabaceae.
AUGAUGUUGACUCCGAGAAUCAUAAGGAAUGAAGUUCACUUUAGUGAAAGAAGUCAAUUCACCUUAUCGGUUUUUGGCCGUCCCAGCCGUCCUUCUGGAAAGACAAGUGUGCAUUGGUUGCCUGAAAAAGAAAUGCAAUAUGCUCAUGUUCAUGUGUUGAUUAACUGCGUUGAAGUUAAACCAUAUCUUGAGACAUUUAAUACCUAUUAUUUUCAAAGCACGGGUGAACAACCAUCGACGGGUUACACACAUGCCUAUUUUCUUGAAUGGUUCAAGCAACAAUUACAUUGCAUUGUUGCACCAAUUCCUGGAAUAAUUCAUUUGAGAAGUUUAUUUGAAAGCCCUCAUCAGCGUGCAAAUGAAUGGCACACGUACUUUGUAAACAAAUAUAAAUUUCACACUCAAACAUGGACAGAAGGGAAGAAAAUAGUAAACAGUGGUGUAGUUGUAAAAGGAGUUACAGAGAGUGGUGAGGACGACUUCUAUGGUGUUAUCACACAUAUUUAUGAGUUAGUAUAUAAUUAUGUGGACUCAGAAAAUAAAUUUGUCCUAUUUUAUUGUGAUUGGUAUGAUCCAUCUUCCAGAGGAACUAAAAUAGAUUAA